Messenger RNA from Saitoella complicata NRRL Y-17804, 1116 nucleotides. RefSeq names its product DUF618-domain-containing protein. The transcript is spliced from 5 exons. Gene Ontology annotation, biological process: mRNA 3'-end processing. The coding region runs from base 1 to 1053 and encodes 350 amino acids. Gene Ontology annotation, cellular component: RNA polymerase II, holoenzyme. The record is from RefSeq and is a predicted model, not a curated record. Gene Ontology annotation, molecular function: RNA polymerase II C-terminal domain binding. NCBI's taxonomy places the organism in Eukaryota, Fungi, Ascomycota, Saitoellomycetes, Saitoellales, Saitoellaceae.
AUGGCUUAUUCCGCUGAUCUUGUAACCUCCAAACUCGCUGCUUUAAACGACUCGCAAGAGGGCAUCACGUCUGUCUCUCAGUGGAUCCUAUUCCACAGACGGAACGCCGCGCAGUCAGUAGAGAUAUGGUUCGAUAGUUUAUUGAAAGCGUCUAGCAGCCGUAAACUCAGUCUUAUAUACGUUGCCAACGACGUAGUCCAGCAAUCCCGUGCCAAAAAGCGCACAGAAUUCGUCGAAGCAUUUUCGCCGGUUAUCGUUCGAGCUAUCGAAAAUGCGUACCGCCAUGGUAAUACGGACGUUCAUUCGAGAUUAAGACGGGUGAUACUGGUCUGGCGACAACGUCAAGUUUUCCCAGAGUCUGUCAUCGCUGCUAUCGAAGCUAAAACACAAGUUCAAGCUUCACGUUCUUCAGGCAGAUCAAACCCUACCAAAGCCACGCUCUUGAAUAAGCGUGCUGAAAGUUCUUCGAAGUCGGUCGCUCAACCUGCACCUCAGGGACUUGAGGAACUUGUGGAUGCACAAAAGACCCUUCUGGGCGCCUUUACAGCCAGUGCCACUGCGUACGAAGCAGUCACGGGUGCUUACGAUGAAGUCAUGAAGUGCCAAGACAACAUUAACAACGACCCGACCCAAGCGCUGCGCUUAUCACAGCUUAAAGAAGCUCUGAGCCAAGCGUCCGCAUCGAUUGAUCAGGCAGUGAGCGCCCGCAAACAUAUGAUCACCCGGAUCGAAAGAUUGCUACAGUUAAACAAAGCUGCUCUACUGAAGGAUGAGGAAAGACGAAAAGAGCUCGAGGACAAGCUCUCGCGCGUGGAUGAUAUCGUAAUGUCGAUAAAUGCCCCGACCGAACAAUCGGCGCGAACGACUACCCCUGAUGUACCACCUCCCGCCGUCGAAGAGCUUACUCCGCCCCCUGUCGGAGAAUAUGAAGUUGUCGACAGUACCUAUUCAGGCCCUGUACUGUCUGCGCGGGCCUCAGCAGGGGACUUGGAUGGCAUGGCAGGUCAGGUUCCCACGCUUGCGAUGGAUGACCAUGAAGAAUAUGUGCCGUAACGCUUUGACAGGUAAGGAAGUUGAAGUUAUAAAGCUGCUCAUUAAUUGAGACAUCACAAAACG